Molecule: messenger RNA, 5732 nt
Organism: Brienomyrus brachyistius
Lineage: Eukaryota; Metazoa; Chordata; Actinopteri; Osteoglossiformes; Mormyridae
Gene: kansl1a
Product: KAT8 regulatory NSL complex subunit 1a
Cellular component (GO): NSL complex
Molecular function (GO): histone acetyltransferase binding
Source: RefSeq, a predicted model, not a curated record
CCUCAGAUGUUCUCUUUGACAGGGUUACAGUGUUUUAUUUUUUCCUUAAUUGUAAAUGAAUGUCACUUUGCCUGGCAGGAGAAUCCUUACAGCUGCAGCACAUUUACCAAGUCCAGUACCUGCAGUCAAAUAUGGCAGCCUGACACGCUUAAAUACUUGUGUCUUUGUGAGAGUGGUGCUACGAUGCGAAAGUUUGCUCAGAGCGGUUUCAAUAAAAACUACACCAAACCAAAUACCCCUCCCCAAACUGCCCUAGGCAUUGUGACUAAUGAGCCCUUAGCACUCAGGUCCUCGCAUUGUCACAUUACAAUCUGUAUUGUAUGGGUUGUCUUCUCGGCAGUAAAAUGCAACAGCAGUCAUUUGUCAUUAAUGUGUCUUCCUCUGGGAUGAAUUCGUUUUGCAAAGUUUAAAUAUAUUUGUUUGUUGCCUGUGUUACUGUGAGCUUCUGGCUGUGAGUGGAAUGUCAACAGAGUUUUGUUUGUAUCUUAUUUUUGAUUUGAUUGUAUAGUUAGUUUUUGUAUUAUCCCUGUCACCUUAAUGACAACCUUUACAAUGGCACAAUUUAUCUACAGUGAAAAUCAUACUUGGUACAUAUUGGAAAUGGGGCUCUUUAUUUAGUCUCAUUGUCAGCCUUUGUGUCUCAAACUUUAAACCUUCAUUAGAAGUCACAGCACUCCGUACUGUGGUGCACCUGUCACUCAUUGAUUCUGCCUAAUGGUGUCUCCCUCUCCCGACAGGCUGUCCCCAACGAGGCAGUAGGUGGGUGGUGUUGGGCGAGCCUCGGCACUGGGAGAGCUCGCCGCACCCAUCUCUCUGCGCUGCAUGGCUGCGAUGGCGCCCGCUCUUACCGACGCGCCAGCCGAAGCUCACCACAUCCGCUUCAAACUGGCUCCUCCAUCCUCCAUCUCUCCGGGAAGCGUGGAAAACAACAGCAACGCCAGCAACAUUCUGAUCUCCGGCAACGUGAAACGCAAGGCACGCUCCCCCCCCAGCGAAGAGUGCUCCCUGGACUUCCGGGGCAGCAGCAACAACAAGAAGGAAGAGCAGCAGCCCGUCGAGGGCCCCCCGACCCCCUUGGCGAAGCUGCAGCCUCUGGUGGCCUCUUACCUGUGCUCUGAUGUGACUUCUGUCCCCUCCACUAAGGAGUCCCUUAAGCUACAAGGCGUCCUCAUAAAGCAGUCUGUCCUGAAGACACAAGGUAUCUUGCCUGGCUCCUAUUUUAGUGGGGACUUCCUGCCCCGGAAGCACCAGACUCUGGAGCUCUGCGGAGAGCAGCUCAAGAGCCUCAUGAGCAACAGUGGCCAGCCCACGGCUCCUCCCCCCUCGCAAACCCCCGUCAAUGGCCUGGCUAGGAAGCAGGCGCGGACCAGCGUUGACAGAGACUCCGCACCCUCGCUCAAUGGAGGCCAGCCGGAGGCCGGGAGGGAUUCCCCUCCACGGGAGGCCGAGCCGCUCUCUGUCCAGGAAGGCCUUGCUAGCCGGACUCUCCACAAAGGGGGUACAGAGCAGCGGCCGCAGCCAGCUGGCCUUUCGUGUAACGUGGCCAGUAGCUCAGAGCAGCCGGCUGGCCCCGCUGCCUCCGCUGUGGUCUCCGCAGUACACGAGUGCCUUGAUGUUAAGCCAGAAGUAGUCGGCAGCCCCUUGACGGCACCUGUGAGGGAGGGUGAGGGGGCGGCAUGCCCCUCGCCCGCAGCGCCACAGGCGCAGCUGGACAUCCGGGAACGUACUCUGCAGACCCAGAGUCGCCAGGGCGAGAUCGAGGGCCGGCUGCGUCGCCUGCGGAAGCGGCUGCAGGUGGUGCAGGCAAAGCAGGUGGAGCGACACAUUCAGCAGCAGCUGAGUGGUCUCCUGCACACAGCUCUUGGCAAGAUGCCCAGCCUGGAUGCUCUGCGCCGACGUAGCCCAGCCAUUCUCACGCGCAAGACGGAGGCGGCGCUGUGGCGGGCGGCCGCCGAGGCAGGCACGGGUGAUGGCCUGGGCCGGUUUCUCCGGGAGGGCACGGUGCCCCUGGAGCUGGAUCGCCUCUCUUUGAGUGGCGUGGCUAACCUGCGCUCCGCUGAGAGCGCCUUCGACUCGGACGUAACUGAGAGCAGUUCAGGAGGCGAGACCGACGUGGAGGAGGAUGAGCUGACUAAGGCAGACAUCAACCAGUGCCAUAUCUCCAUAUGGAGGAGAGCAGAGGGCCGCUACGCCACAGAGAGGGCCUCCAUCAUCAGCCACUGGAACUGGCUUCAGGCUCAGAUCUCUGACCUGGAGUACCGCAUCCGGCAGCAGACGGACAUCUACCGCCACAUCCGAGCCAACAAGGGAUUGGUGGAGCUUGGAGAUCCCACCCCUCACGAGAUGUCCCUGGAGGAUGGUGCAGAGCUGAAGGGGCAGUUUGAACGGGUGGACGCCGUGGACUGCCAGGUCAUACUGGAUCGGAGGUCGGAGGGCAGUGAAGGCGUGGCGCCGGCCCAAGGUCCCUCGGCUGAAUCCAGCCUGUGGAAAGGCUAUGAUUCUGGCAGGCAGGUCAACGGCGUCAUCAACAGCACCUGCGUUGCUGCCCGCACACGGCCUUUGCUCAGCUGGAAGAAGCGAAGGCUUGUCCGUCCCAGCGCAAUGACCAACCUCCACCGCAAGGUCCAGAGAGGUCCCACGUCUCGCAGCCCCUGUGACGUCAACUCCACAUGUGUGAUGUGUGGUGGCCGGCCCACCCCCAGUGCUGAAUUUCAGUUUGACCGCCCCCUGCUGGAGCGACUGUCACAGUUCGACCCCUGCAUCCACCCCAUCUUGUCCUUCAAUGAUGACGUCUGCAUGAACCUGCACCUUCAGCGGGUUCUGAAGACCCACUGGCAGAACAAACCUCUGGAGAGGAGCAAGCCGCUGAAAAAGCUGUCCCUGAAACACAAGGUGCCUCUCGGCAGCCGGCUUCUCGACCCCCCCUCCAAAGACAAACACAAGCUGGCCAACUCGCUCCUCGCCGCCGUCAGGUUCCACAAGCUUCGGCCCGAGAAGCUGCACCGACAGCAGCUGGACAGCCUGCUGAGCGAGUCCCGCCUGGACGGUCGGGCACUCUGCAAGGCGGAGCGCACCCAGGAGCCCUCGCUUGGGGCCUUCGACAGGGGCCACAGCCGCAAGAGGCCCCGGGAGCACUCCAUGGAGAGGCCAGAUGUCACCUCCAAGCUCUUCAUGGACACUGGCAGUCCCUGCUCGUCGCUGACCAGCCUGCACACUCCCACUCACAGUCCCCUGAUGAGGCAGCUAUCCGCGUCCUCCGAGAGCUCCAUGCACCUGGGGCCUGGCAGCCUGAGCUCCACCGCCACCCCACAGCCAAUCAGGAGGCGGCGGGGGGAGAGUUCGUUCGAUAUCAACAACAUUGUAAUCCCCAUGUCGGUGGCUGCCACCACACGAGUGGAGAAGCUGCAAUACAAGGAGAUCCUGACACCGAGCUGGCGGAAAGUGGAUAUCUUUGCACAGCCAAUCGCAGAGGAGGAUGAAAGCGCUGAGAUCGAGGACCUGUCAGACUCUGCUUUCGUCCAGCUGCACCAGCCCUGCGAGGAUCAGGAGCGUUCCCGCUGGACUUGGGUGGCCAGUGCUCCUGCCAAGAGGAGAGGCAGCAGGUCAUACAAGUCCCUGGACGGGCGGACGACACCCCUGCUGGGAGGCACCAACCCGUCCACGCCGCAGCCUGCCUCGCCGGACCCGGCACAUUUCCACGCGCUGCAGGACUAUGGCCCCAUACCAUCGCCGCACAGCCCUGCCAGCCCAGACCUGCUGUCCAACCCCCAUACUCCCUGCUCCAGGGACUCCCAGCGGCUCCAGUCCAGUGAGGACACGAGCUGCUCCACCCCCGACUUUACCUUUGAGGAGCAGCCUGUGCAGCCGUGGGAGCGAAGGAACUUCCCUCUGGUGGAGGACCCGGGCGAGGAGCUGGAGGACCCAGGCAGCCUGGAAUGCGAGGGGCUGGAUCGGGGCAUCCGCCGAAUCUCUGGGAGCAGGUUGAGCUUGUCCAGGUCUGAAUCGGAGAACGGGCCCUCCUCACCUUUCCUCGAGGAGAGCGGCAAGCAGAAGCCUGCCCCCACCCAGCGAUGAAAAAGACGAGGCUUUUGUCUGCCACCUUGUCCCUGCCACCCCCAUCCCUCACCCUUGUGCCCCAACACAGGCAUUAAAAUAAAGAAACUCAAAGCUAAAACAAAAAAAGUAAAUAAAAAUGGAAUCCUGUUGUUUGAUAUUCAAACAUCAGUCAAAUUUUUUCACAGUUUUUAGUGAAUAUACAGACUCUAGAAAUGUUUUUAAUCUUGUUUUGUUGCAGGGGAGGCAAAUGUCUGAGGACGGGUGGGGGGGCGGGCUUGCAGAAAGCAAAUAGGAGGCUAAAAUACGACAUGGAGCUCAGUGUUGUUCUCUGGUGUGUUAAGUGUACACUUGUAGCGCACUAUGUAGCUGGCUUCUCAAAGGGGCUUGGUCUGUGGGCUGUUCUCUCCUUUACUUGAUGUCUGUGACCCCUCCCGCCCCACAUAGGUUUAAAGUGGAGUGACUACAAAAAAAAAGUCAGAGGGAAUGAAACUCCCGUAUAUAACCAUGACAAGCACGUAUGAUGCGUCGUUUCCUUUAAAGAGAACAUGUCUGUGAUGAAUGCAGCCUUUUGGGGGUCAUUUCAGCACUUGCAUUUCAUAGCAGGUCUAGGUUGGCCUGGUAAAAGGGCCCCUCUGCUCCACUGUUCUCCAUUCCUGGCUGUCAGCCAUAAUUUUGAUGUUUCAUGUGUUCGGUUUCCAGCCCCCCCUCCCCCCCCCCCCCCCCCCCCCCCCCCAAACAUUAAACAUUAUUAUCCAGCUUUGUAUUGUUUCUUUUUUUGUCAAUAAAGGAAGUGUUUCUGUUGCCCUCAGAUAUGAUCUGGGCUCUCUAUGCCUUGCAUACUUGUAUGAGAGUUUGGGAGAUGCUUUUGGAGGGUUGGGUGGCAAGAUCCUCCGCAGCCUCUGUGGAGCACUUGUCCCACAAGGGGGCACCGACUAGUGCAGAAGAUGCACUUCCAUAAUUAGUUUUUAUUUCACAAUUGCUCCUUGUAACUCAAAGAUAAAAUGGUCCCCCCCCCCCCACCCCACCACUUUUAUCUUAGUAGAUUGCACUAUUGGGGAGAUGAAGUUGUGGAAGAAGAGAUGGUAGAUGUUUCUUAAUGCCCGUUGUCUUUUUUGCCCCUCCUGUCGUGUUUGGUGUGCGAUUUCUUUUACUGCCCUGUUUUUUUGGUCCUCUUGGUGUCUGUGGUUCCUUCGCGCACAGGUCAGAUGUUCUCUCUAAAAGGAAACUGUGUCACACGUAGCAACUCCAUUCUGAAUGACGCCCAGACCUCAGGUUGCAGAAUUUAAGGGAAAAGGUGGUCAAUACUCAGAGACUACAGUAUUUUCCCUAGUGUUUUACUAUUUAUUGUAGUCGAUAUGAUUGCGAGAGACUACUUGGCUGCAGUUGUUUUUGUCGCCCAGCAUUCUGUCAAUUAUCAUAAAAAGUAACACAUUAAAGCACUAUUACCUUUUUAGUUGCAAAUUGCUAUGCAAUCCAAAAUUUAUUAUAUAUACAUAUACAAAUUGUAGGUUAUAUUUUUCGCCUCAGUUGUGAAUAUCCUUUCAAUUCUGUAUCACUGUACUUUUUGUAGUUGCGCGAGACGGGUUGAACUGUACAAAUUUGUGUUGCGGCAGUUAACGGAAUCAGUUAUGAGAAUUGUUUUGUAAAUAGUACCAUUAAAACGAUUCAUGUUCAAA